UCAAACUGUGACGUUUACAGCAGUGUGUCCCGAGGGAGGGAGUGAUAACAAAACUGUGUCAACUUUUCAGGUCUCGUAAACAAACCCUACAGUUUUCUUGUGUUUCCUCUACUAGAUCUAGUCUAGAUCUAGAUUAAUACUUUAGGGAUUGGUGACCUGUCACAAUGCCUGAACAUCAUGAACGUACUAAAACUUUUAAACAGAGAAAAACAUUCGCUGUGAGGAAGGAAGAGGUUGAAGGCAUAAGGCAGAAAUUUCCAUGCAAAGUUCCUGUUAUUGUGGAGAGAUUUCACAAAGAGACAAGUCUGCCCAUGCUGGACAAGACCAAAUUUCUGGUCCCCCAGGAGUUGACCAUGUCCCAGUUUCUCACCAUCAUCAGGAAUCGUAUGUCUCUCAACUCUAACCAGUCUUUCUACUUGAUCCUGAACAACAAAAGCAUCUCCAGUAUGUCGUCCACCAUCGCAGAGGUCUACAGGGAAGAAAAGGAUGACGACGGGUUCCUCUACAUGACCUACGCAUCGCAAGAAAUGUUUGGCACAUCCAGGGCAACUCUUGUAUAAUUGUUGACACUCUUGUUAGGUCAGGAUUAGGAUUACACAUCAAAAGUUAGAUCAGGAUUAGGAUUACACAUCAAAAGUUAGGUCAGGAUUAGGAUUACACAUCAAAAGUUAGGUCAGGAUUAGGAUUACACAUCAAAAGUUAGGUUAGGAUUACACAUCAAAAGUUAGAUCAGGAUUAGGAUUACACAUCAAAAGUUAGAUCAGGAUUAGGAUUACACAUCAAAAGUUAGAUCAGGAUUAGAAUUACACAUCAAAAGUUAGAUCAGGAUUAGGAUUACACAUCAAAAGUUAGAUCAGGAUUAGGAUUACACAUUAAAAGUUAGAUCAGGAUUAGGAUUACACAUCAAAAGUUAGAUCAGGAUUAGGAUUACACAUUAAAAGUUAGAUUAGGAUUAGGAUUACAUAUUAAAAGUUCACUUUAUCUUAAAGAAAACACUUCUUAAUCACACCUUUGAGGUCAUACUUAUAUCAGUACACACCUAAAGUCAUACUUAUGUCAUAAAAAAUGUUAUGUCAUGUAGUCAUAACAUGCCAAGCCAUCAAGUUUCUCUUAACACAUAUAUUACUAUAACACACACAUGAAGUUUUUUUAGGCUAGGCCAAAACUGAAGUUAGAGCAGUUGUGUGUGGGGGGGGGGGGGGUGUGGGCCCAUUAGUUGGGUGCUACUCUCUAUGUGCCUUCAUUCUCUUGAUUCUUUUAUUGACCAAUCUGCUCACUGGGGGGGGGGGGGGGGGGGGGGGUGCUUGCUCCAAACUACUGGCAAUGGUCCUGGGUGUUUAGGGAACUGAUCCAAACAUCCCCAUGACCAAAUGUUCUGGGUGUUUAGGGAACUGAUCCAAACAUCCCCAUGACCAAAUGUCUUGUUAACAUUUGUCCAAUAAAACCACGUGGCCAAAACUAAACCAGCACUCUAUCAUGUCCACCCAGCCCACGUAUCAGCUAAUGAAACUUUACAUAUGGUUGAUCAUUGUUGACUUUAUGCUUCUUCCAUCAGCGCCUACUGUUGUCAUGAUAUAUCAUCUUCACUUGUUACUAUAUAUCAUCUUCACUUGUUAUAGUAUAUCAUCUUCACUUGUUAUAGUAUAUCAUUGUUAUAUUUGGACCCACUGGAUGCUCAGUGACACUACUGUAAAUAAUAAAAAAAAAAUGACCCUCCACUCCAAAGCUCGUCAAUUUUUCCUGGGGUUAAUUAGAAGGGUGUGACCCAAGCAGCCUGCCUUAAACUUGACUCACACACGUGUCCAUUGUUAUUGGUUUUUGUUGAGUACAAAGUAAAGGGCAACCUUUCACAUUUUUAUGUCUACACAUUUGUGAUAACUGAAAGAAUUUUUUUCUUUUCAUUGUAAUUUAUUUGACUGUCCUUUAUGACUGAUUUACAUAUUGCUGAUUUUUAAAACUAAUUUUUAAACUGGUUCAGCCAAGGGAAGUGCAAGCAAGUACUGCUGGGACCAUUCAACUGUUCAACAUUUUUGUUUCCAUUAAAAACUUUUCAAAUUG
Messenger RNA from Physella acuta, 2058 nucleotides. Its product is annotated as microtubule-associated proteins 1A/1B light chain 3C. The record is from RefSeq and is a predicted model, not a curated record. Lineage: Eukaryota; Metazoa; Mollusca; Gastropoda; Physidae. Gene Ontology annotation, biological process: autophagy.